AUACUAUCUCCUCGAGGGCGCGGCCCUGAUGAAUACAAUGUGGAGAACGAAUAUGAGAAGUCGGCUCGAAACGUAAAACAUGGCCAACGCAAAAAUAACACGAUGCUGCUCACCUCCUUGGAACGAACGCAUGGGAACGUCAACUCUGUAUUCUCCAUCAUAGCCAGGAACCCGAACCCGAACCCGAAGAGUUUUAGUCUAAUGCUUAACUUAAUAGACUGAUGAUGCGUACCUUUUCAAAAAGAUGCACCUCAAAUUCGACAUUUCCUCGAUAUGCAGACUUGCUCAGUCUGUAUGCAGCGGUGAGACCUGCAAGACCGCUGCCAACGACCGCAACUUUCACUAUUCGUGGCAUUCUUCAAAUUGGGCACUACAGGUCCGUGAAUAUCAUGAAGAGGAGGAGUAAGAGAGGGGACUGCGGUUCUGGAGAUGCAUUUGAAGGCUCUCCUCGAUCGAAGGAUGAUCGCAGUCAUACGACAUCUUCUAUUGGUCUUCCAUGUCAAGCAGAAAUCUCAAUAAAUACAAAAGCAGGCUACAUCGACGAAGGGACUGGCAAUCAUGCAGCAACCCUCCUGCGUUUCUCACCCCGCUCGUGUUCAACGGACUGUUCUCGCGACCGAGAACGCCGUCUCUCUUUUUGUCUUCUGUCAUCGUCUCUCCAUCUAUCCCUCCUUGGCGACGGUGAUCUUGAUCUCCUCCUCUCAUACCUGUCUCUGUCGUCGUAUCGGCUACCUUUCCCUCUUUCCCUUUCUCGGUCCCAUCCUCUGUCGCGCUCACGGUCAUCUCGUCUUCGUUCAUCUUUCCAGUCGCGAGCCCGUUCGUCUCCUCCUCUUGGCUUAUUACGCUCCCUCUCGCCACCGUCUCGGUUUCGCCAUGAUGACCCUCGGUCAUCAGUCCGUUCAUCUCCUUUCCUUCCCCAUUGUCUUGAACCAACCGUGGCAGCUCCAGUGCUAUUGGCGCCAGUUCCUAUACGAC
Messenger RNA from Somion occarium, 975 nucleotides. The record is from the annotation of a GenBank genome assembly. NCBI's taxonomy places the organism in Eukaryota, Fungi, Basidiomycota, Agaricomycetes, Polyporales, Cerrenaceae.